Molecule: messenger RNA, 3034 nt
Organism: Fragaria vesca subsp. vesca
Lineage: Eukaryota; Viridiplantae; Streptophyta; Magnoliopsida; Rosales; Rosaceae
Exons: 14
Coding region: 1235-3034 (599 amino acids)
Molecular function (GO): ADP binding; ATP hydrolysis activity; protein binding
Source: RefSeq, a predicted model, not a curated record
ACCAGAAAACAUUUCCACAUUGGUGGUUUGCCAAAACAUGAUGCCUGGAGUUUGUUUAAGAAGGUGGCAGGAGAUUCCAUUGAAUCCGAUCUCAAGCUGCGUCCAAUAGCAGAACAAGUUCUUGCUGAAUGUGAUGGUUUACCAGUUGCAAUUUCUACAGUUGGAGGGGCACUACAAGGUAAAAUCAUUUCAAUAUGGAAUGAUGCACUGAGACAACUAAAACAGGCUUGCCCAGAAGACGUGCCAGGAGUGAUAAAGCAUGUGUAUGGGAGAAUAGUGUUCAGCUACGAAUGUCUACCAAGCGAGCAAGCCAAGUCAUGUUUUUUGCUAUGUUGUCUAUUUCCAGAAAGUGAAGAUUUUGAAAUUGAAGAGUUGGUUAGAAUUGCGAUUGGGCUUGGGCUUUUGAAACGCAUUGAUUCAAUAUCUCAAGAGGUCUUGUGGUAGUUUGAGAUACCUGCUCUCUCCUUCGAUUACUAGAGGUCUUGUCAAGCUCCAAACACUAGCGAUAGAGGAUUGCCAGAAGAUGGAAGCAAUAGUCGCAGCAGAUGAGGGUGAAGAAACAGAGAAUGAAAGCAUGCUCCCUCGGCUAAAUUAUUUGUAUCUCGAGAAUCUACCAAAUCUAGGAAGCUUUUCGCAAGGCAGAUAUACUUUUGAUUGGCCACUAGUGACACGGAUCCGUAUUACCGAGUGCAACAAAAUGAACAAAUUUUGUUCAGGAUCCCUCCGCAUAUCCAGGGCAGUGGUCAUAUUUGUCCAGAAUUCUGGUGAGAGUCUAGAGCGUGAGCUCAAGGAUAGCAGGAAAACAGGCUGACCAGAGUAGCUUGGUACAGGUCAAUUUCUCAAGUGAUUAUAUACUGAGGGAGCAGUGUAAGGAUCCUUGGAAUGAGGUCAGAAUUGGGAAGCUGCUUGAAGACCUUGAUGCUUUAGCUGGUACCAUCUCUGUCAAGCACUGCUAUGCUGUUGAUACCACAACAAGGCCGCUCUUACUGGUCACUGCAUCUGUUGACAAAAUUGUCCUGAAGAAGCCAAUUAGUGUUGACAUUGACCUGGAAAUUGUUGGUGCUGUCAUUUGGGUGGGGCGGUCAUCUAUUGAGAUCCAACUAGAAGUUACUCAAUCCACAAAAGUUUGCAGGAAAUGCAUACUCGAGAAGCUGUCGGACAAGGAGGGAGAUUGUUCUCCAGUAUGCGAAAUCGAUUUGGGAUGUAUGGCGGUCAAAAAACUUAGGAUUCUUCCAUGCCUGAGAAUUCCUAUGAGCAGAAGCCUAAGAAAGAUGAUGUUGAAGUAAUGGAAGGCAAAGCUGAUCUGUGGACACCCUUAAACUGUCUUGUAGAGGCUGCUAACCGAACCAAGUCCUCUAAGUUAAAUCCCCAAGGGCAGUUGCCUGCCAAAUCAGAGCCACUCAAUGCCCUUGAUAGUAUUUCUGAACUUUAUAUGCCUGAAAGUAACACAGACAUAGAAUUGCCAGAUGCUCUAGAAAGUCAUUUACAUGUCCCUAAGGUCAAAAUCAAGGAGCCUGAGAACAGUACUAGAGGAAAAAAGAACAUUAAUGCGGCAGCAGUCACAGGAUCCAUGAAACGGAAGAGGUUUCAUGCAGGUAAUCGUAAUAGGGGAGCUCCAUCGGGGGAGUCAGGUGAUUCAACUCAAGAUGUACGUGGGGCUAAGCAUAGCAGAAGAAAUAAUCCUAUUUGGUUCUUGUUGGUUGCAGCUGAAAACUGGAAAGGAGAGGCCUCCUUGCCCCAGAUAUCAUCAUGUUACCUGAGAAUAAAGGAUGGUAAAAUGCCUGUAACAUUUAUUCAGAUGUACCUUGUGAUGAAGAAACUUGAACUUACCAGUAAAGCUGAGGUUAUCUUUCCAGUAUUGAGAAUCCUAUCCAUUGAACGCCUGGGCGAGUUGAAAAAGAUAUGGAAUGGCCAACUUUCACCCACCUCCUUCUCUAAAUUAGAAAGACUCACUGUCUCGGGAUGUGACAAACUACUGCAUUUGGUACCGACACAAAUGCAAAAUAGAUUGCAGACAUUGGAGUCCAUACGAGUAGAGGAAUGUUCUUCACUGGAAGGGAUUUUUGAAGUGAGCAGAUUGACCGUCAAUGAAAGGAAUGCUUCAGUUUCUCGGUUGAGAUACCUGCUCUCUCCUUCGAUUGCUAGAGGUCUUGUCAAGCUCCAAAUACUAGAGAUAAAGGAUUGCCAGAAGAUGGAAGCAAUAGUCACAGCAGAUGAAGGUGAAGAAACUGAGAAUGAAAGCAUGCUCCCUCGGCUAAAUUUUUUGGAUCUUCGGAAUCUACCAAAUCUUGGAAGCUUUUCGCAAGGCAGAUAUACUUUUGAUUGGCCACUAAGCGUGAGCUCAAGGAUAGCAGGAAAACAGGCUGACCAGAGUAGCUUGGUACAGGUCAAUUUCUCAAGUGAUUAUAUACUGAGGGAGCAGUAUAAGGACCCUUGGAAUGAGGUCAGAAUUGGGAAGCUGCUUGAAGACCUUGAUGCUUUGGCUGGUACCAUUUCUGUCAAGCACUGCUAUGCUGUUGAUACCACAACAAGGCCACUCUUACUGGUCACUGCAUCUGUUGACAAAAUUGUCCUGAAGAAGCCAAUUAGUGUUGACAUUGACCUGAAAAUUGUUGGUGCUGUCAUUUGGGUGGGGCGGUCAUCUAUUGAGAUCCAACUAGAAGUUACUCAAUCCACAAAAGGCUGUGGCACUUCGGACUCAUUAGCCCUUUCAGCCAACUUCAUAUUUGUGGCUCGUGACUCUAAGACUGGGAAGGCUGCUCCAGUUAACAGGCUCUUACCAGAAACUGAAAGAGAACAAUUUCUUUUCAAGGAAGCAGAAGCCAGAAAUAAUCUGAGGAAAAGAACGAGAGGAGGACAAAAAAGAGAGUUUGAGAAUGGAGAAGUAAAUAGACUUGAAAGCCUGUUGGCUGAGGGAAGGAUAUUCUGUUUUGUGGAUGUGAAGAGUCACAGUUCGCAGAAUUUCAGACACUGCAAGCACUUGGCCCUCUGCAUUUUAUUGAGGAGCAAGAUUGGAGAAGAAGAUGCUUUGUAA